AUGGCCACCGCCGUAACACAAAUUGCAACCAUUCCCGUGUCCCAAGACACAAGCUCCAACCAAAACGCAAACCCCGCGCCAACCAUGCUGAAAGUCGGGUCGCCGUUUGAUAACAAUGCCCGUCACCAGCCUGCCGACGAUUCUAAUUCGUCACAGACCCCCGCCGCCGUGUUUGAUAUUUCGCCCGAGGCUGCAUUGCACUUGCUGUGUUUGAAUAUUGAGCGGCUAAGCGCAUUUUUUGCUCAGAAACCGGUCGGCACCGAAGAGCUGCAUGCGCAUGGCUCCACGCCUCUGGCUUAUGGUACUCCUGCUGAGAACGAGCUCAGGGUGAAUACUGUCGGGUUGCAUAUUAAGGAAUUGGAUGAUCCUAUUGACCCUACGAGGAUGACAGAAGAGGCGAUUCAGAUGGCCAUCUUGGCGAAGAAGUUUCUGUCAAAGAAGGUGCCGCCAAUUCCCUUAAAUGAGUAUCUGCUUCGCUUGCAUAGGUACUGUCCUAUGUCUACGGCGGUCUAUCUCGCAGCUAGCGUGUACAUAUAUAAGAUGACGUUGGUCGAGAAUGUGUUGAGGGUUUUGCCGAAGAAUAUGCACAGGCUUGUGCUUGCUGGUGUUUGGGUUGCUUCAAAGGCUCUAGAGGACUUGAGCUAUCCACAUAGCCGGGUUGCGAAGGUCGGUGGAGUCAGUGAACAGGAAUUGUCGAAACUCGAGAUCAGCUUCUGUUUCCUGGCCGACUUCGAGCUGCGUGUUGAUGCACAGAUGUUGAUGAACGAAGCCUUGCGUCCUCAGACCUCCCUGGAAUAA
Penicillium digitatum Pd1 is the source of this 798-nucleotide messenger RNA. Lineage: Eukaryota; Fungi; Ascomycota; Eurotiomycetes; Eurotiales; Aspergillaceae. The record is from RefSeq and is a predicted model, not a curated record.